This is a messenger RNA of Cyclopterus lumpus (lumpfish), 1296 nucleotides long. RefSeq names its product N-lysine methyltransferase SMYD2-like. The transcript has 12 exons. NCBI's taxonomy places the organism in Eukaryota, Metazoa, Chordata, Actinopteri, Perciformes, Cyclopteridae. The record is from RefSeq and is a predicted model, not a curated record. Bases 1 to 1296 code for a protein of 431 amino acids. Gene Ontology annotation, molecular function: protein binding. Gene Ontology annotation, cellular component: nucleus.
AUGGGCAGCAUCGCGGGCCUCGAGAGGUUCGACAGUCCGGGUAAAGGACGAGCUCUCCGGGUUACCAGACCCUUCAAAGUCGGAGAGCUGCUGUAUUCCACCCCGGCGUACACCUUUGUGCUGUCAUUAAACGAGAGAGGCUUCAACUGCGAGUUCUGCUUCACCAGGAAAGAGAAGUUGGCGAGAUGUGGGAAGUGCAAGAAAGCCUUCUACUGCAAUGUGAAAUGCCAGAAAGAGGACUGGGCCAUGCACAAGCUGGAGUGCUCUGCCAUGAUUGCAUUCAAAGAGAACUGGUGCCCUUCAGAGAUAUCUCGCCUGGUGGCCCGGAUCCUCGCCAAAAAGAAAACAAAGAAAGAAAGAUGUGCUUCUGAGAAGAUCUUGCGCAUAGACGAGAUACAAUCACACGUGGAGGACGUAGAUAAUGAGAAAAGAGAGAUGCACGAGGCAGAUGUUUUCGGACUGCAUCGUUUUUUCUCCAAACAUUUGAAGUUACCCGACCAUAAAGACCUUCUCACACUCUUCUCCCAGGUUGCCUGUAAUGGUUUCACUAUAGAGGACGAUGAACUGUCCAACAUGGGUACUGCAAUCUACCCAGAUGUGGCACUGAUCAACCACAGCUGUUGUCCCAGCGUCAUAGUCACAAAUAAAGGGACGUCAGCAGAGGUUCGGGCGGUGCAGAACAUGAAGCCUGGAGAUGAAGUGCUCAUCAGCUACAUAGACGUCCUCUAUCCGACAGACGACCUCAACAACAGGCUGAGAGAGACCUACUAUUUCACCUGCGACUGCCGGGACUGUAAAAACAAGUCUAAGGACAAGGAAAAGUUAAAAGUACGCAAGCGGAGUGACCCCAUAGAGCCAGAGGUCAUCAGCAACAUGGUGCGGUACGCCAGGAAAACCAUCAGAGAGUUCCGGGCUGUGAAACACACAAAGACCCCUAGUGAGUUGCUGGAGAUGUGUGAACAGAGUCUGGAGGAGAUGGGAGCCGUCUUUGAUGAAGCCAACGUCUACAUGCUCCACGUGAUGUACCAGGCCAUGGGGGUUUGUCUCUACAUGGAAGACCCGGAAGGAGCGCUCACAUACGGCGAGAAGAUCAUCAAACAUUACAGCAAGCUGUAUCCACCCUUCUCUUUGAAUGUGUCCUCCAUGUAUCUGAAGUUGGGCCGACUGUACAUGGGCCUAGAGAGGCGCUCAGCGGGGGUCAGCGCUUUCAAGAAGGCAAUGGCCAUAAUGGAGGUGGCUCAUGGGAAGGAUCACUUCUACUUGACAGAGUUGUGCAAAGAGAUGGCACAAAAAUGA